AUGUCAUAUGUGCUGACUAAAAAUUCUCAAUCAAUUUUGGUCUGUGAAACAGACAUAUUGGAUUGUAUUGAUGCCCUAAAUAAGUGGGAUUAUGACAAUAUGAUCGAUACAGUCAAAUAUUAUACAGAAACUUUGACCAUAAAUAAACAAAUAUCCGAUAAAAAUGUGAGAGAAAAAUCCGAAUUAAUUAUCAAACAAUUUAAAUUAUUACCAUAUGAUAAGCAUGGUAAGGAAUUUUUAAGGCCGGCUGUUUCACGUAUCAUUCUAUUAAUCCUUUGUCAUUUUAAACGCUCUUAUAUGUGCAAUGAUACUCUUUUUCCAGCUUAUUUGCCGAAGUUUCGACCAUUUUCGAAUAUCAUGAAUAUUCAUCAAGAGAUUAGUUAUGCUUACUGCUAUCUAUUAGCAGCACUUGAUAUUGAAUUAGAUAGUACAUAUAAAAUAAUCAAUGAUAUUCGUUUUCAUUAUAUAAUGAGCCCUGCUGUUAAAAAUAGUUUAUUUACAGUAUAUGAAACAAUGUUGGAUCAUGAAGAAAACUUGACAUUGAAAGAAUUCUUUAAACGGCUAGAAGAGUGCUAUUAUUUGGAAGCACAUCUGCGUACAUUUGUUUCAAUAAUCAAAGAUUUCAACGAAUUUAUUGAGAGAUAUGAAUAUUUUCUUAAUAAGUAUUUAGACUUUCUCAACAAUGACUCAUCUGAAACAUUUAAUUUUGAAAAAUUGAGCAUACCAAUGCCAUGUACAGAUUAUUUAGAUAAGGACAAGGUGCGUGGUUUAUGUGUGAUAAUUAACAUUGUUAACAUCGUUUCUGAACCAAUACGUCAUGGUUCAAAAAAAGAUGUUCAGUUAUUGACAAAUUUAUUUAAAGAAAUGAAUUUUAUUGUCAGAAUAUGUAAAGAAGAUUGUAACAAAGAAGAAUUGGAUCGAGAGAUAAAUGAUAUCAAAUCAAAUUCUGAUUAUUGUCAAUAUGCGUGUUUAGUUGUAUUUAUCAUGUCGCAUGGUAUUUUAAAUUUUUUCUAUACUUCGGACCGUCAACAAAUCUCAGUACGAGACACUAUUCGGAAUUUUGAUGAUAGUACCAUUUGGAAAGAAAAACCAAGACUUAUUUUCAUUCAAGCCUGUCGGAAUAUUAAGCCAGAGAUUACAACACACGAACUAACUGAAAACGAUUUAUCAUCAAAUAUGUUACUAGCAUUUUCUUGUCACGAAGACAAAACCUCAAAACGACAUCCCGAGGUUGGAGGAUUGUAUAUACAAAUAUUAUGUCUCCUGAUUUAUCUUUAUGGCGACAGGUUUGUUUAUGUAAAAUAG
Didymodactylos carnosus is the source of this 1305-nucleotide messenger RNA. Lineage: Eukaryota; Metazoa; Rotifera; Eurotatoria; Philodinida; Philodinidae. The record is from the annotation of a GenBank genome assembly.